Molecule: messenger RNA, 1846 nt
Organism: Neoarius graeffei (lesser salmon catfish)
Lineage: Eukaryota; Metazoa; Chordata; Actinopteri; Siluriformes; Ariidae
Gene: moxd1l
Product: monooxygenase, DBH-like 1, like
Exons: 13
Coding region: 1-1719 (572 amino acids)
Biological process (GO): norepinephrine biosynthetic process; octopamine biosynthetic process; dopamine catabolic process
Cellular component (GO): secretory granule membrane
Molecular function (GO): copper ion binding; dopamine beta-monooxygenase activity
Source: RefSeq, a predicted model, not a curated record
AUGGCUGUUUCAGCUCUCCUAAUGCCACUGGUCUUGUUUUUGGGCCAAACAUCAGGAGCUGAUGUGGAUCCAACACUGCCUUUCAUGGAGUAUCUGGACUCAAAUAGUAACUUCCUGCUCAGGUGGGGUUUUGACACAGUCAAGGAUACCAUCACGUUUGAGGUGACGGUGAACACCAUGGGCUGGGUUGGCUUUGGGUUCAGUCCCAAUGGAGGAAUGGCUGGAUCAGAUAUCGUCAUCGGGGGAGUUGGGCCUAGUGGGAUAUAUUUUACGGACAGGAAUGCAGCUGGGAACUUCAUGCCAGCUCUGGACCAGAAGCAGGACUAUAAAGUCCUCUCUUUGACCGAGGCUAAUGGACAAACUGUGAUGAAGUUCCAGCGAUCCAUCAAGUCCUGUGAUGAAAACGAUUUUCCCAUCACUGAAAUCCCAGUGAAGCUGAUCUACGCCUAUGGUAAAACUGAUGACAUCGGCUAUCACAACACCCUGAGAGGAACAAAGGAGGUGAACCUUCUGAACUACAUGCCCCGAACCAGCAUCCCUGACAGCAAAUACUUUGACCUGACCAUGACCAAUUUUACGAUACCUCCUGUAAUCACUUAUUACCAAUGCAAGGUUAUGAGACUUCCAGCCUUUGACAAGACUUACCAUGUCUACCGUAUAGAACCAGUGAUCCAGAACCAGGACCUCGUGCAUCACUUGUUGCUGUACCGCUGUCCACCAACAGUGACCGAGCCCUAUGAGACUCCAUGUUACACCAGAGAGAAGGGAACAGAGUGCCACCAGGCCGUCGUUGUUUGGGGAGUUGGAGGAGGAGCUUUUGAAUUUCCUGAAGUGGCUGGACUUCCUGUUGGUGGGGAUGGAAAUGGGAGCUUCUACAGGCUUGAAGUGCACUACAACAACCAGAAAAAGACUGCAGGUAUUGUUGAUAACUCAGGCUUGCGUUUUUACUACACGGCUCAGCUGCGGCAGUUCGAUGCUGCUGUACUGCAGACAGGACUCCAGGUGCUACUCGGGACAGGAUAUGCAAUCCCACCUCAUGCUGGAGCCUUCCUCACAUACGGCAUGUGUAACACCAGUCACUUUUCCCAGGUCCUCGCUCAGCCGCCACAGGACCUACAGGUUUUCGCAGUUAUCCUGCACACACACCUGGCAGGAAGGAAGGUGCGAGUCGGCCAGUUCAGGGACGGAGAGCAGAUUGAUUUCUUAGCACUCAGUGAACACUACAAUUUUGAAUUCCAGCAAGUAACAAACCUGGGAAAAACCAAAACAGUUAAACCGGGUGACCAGCUUGUGGUGGAAUGCACAUAUGACACGUAUAAUCGAACAGGACUCACUUGGGGGGGUCUGGGAACUAAUGAUGAAAUGUGCCUGGCUUUUCUCUAUUACUACCCCGCUAUGGAGCUCAGCAAGUGUAACAGCUUCCCUGACUUUCAGACACUCAUGACCGAAAUGGGAGCCGCUAAUGCCACAGACUGGAUGAACAUCAUGAAGACAAAAGUGUGGGAUAACAACUCCGUUCUGGAGUAUCAACAAAAGCUGAAGACUAUUAAACAGUACACUCAUGCUGGAAGCUUAGUGAACAAUGUGCACAACAUGGGGAAGAUUCCUGAGAUCAAGCUGUCUCCAUCGAGCAACUGUUUAAGAAGCAGAGCUGAGAUCCAGAGCCCCGUUACAGAUGUCCUACUGCUCGGACUGAUGCUCUCACUGAUUCUCUUGUAACAUCUUCACCAGCCAAACAUCAGUCAGACUCCAGCUGUAGAAAAUAAACUGAUUUAACUGUAUAUGACUGAUCGGAGGAUAUUUGCUGGUUUAUAUCAAUGUAGAUUUUUGUUCAGAAUGAAACAAA